AUGGCCGACCAUCACGUUAGCAUCAGCCAACCUGGCAACGAAGACACGACGCAGCACCGUUCUAAUGUAGAAAGCAAUGACAUUCUUGUAGCGGACAAUGUUUCAGACGAUGAUGCCUCGCUGAACCGUGAGAGCAUUGCUUCGUCAACCACGAGCGUGACCAGCUCGGUCCUUGAUUACCGUAUCGAGAACGGACGCACCUAUCACAGAUACAAGGAUGGAAAGUACGCGAUGCCAAACGACGAAAGAGAGAAUGAUAGACUCGAUCUGCAACACAACCUCAUGCUCCGGACAUUUGACGACCGUCUCGGAACCGCGCCACCCAGCAGAAAAGACUACAAGGCCGGGCGGGUUCUCGAUGUCGGGACCGGCUCCGGCAUCUGGGCCAUCGACUUCGGCGACGAACACCCCGAGGCCGACGUCACUGGGGUUGACUUAUCAGCUGUCCAACCCGGCUUUGUUCCGCCCAACGUCCAUUUCGAGAUCGAUGACAUCGAAGAGGACUGGCACUUUUCCACGCCCUUCGACUACAUACACAGCCGGAUGAUGACGGGAAGCAUUCGCGAUUGGAACAGAUAUGUCAAACAAUGUUAUGACAACCUGAGCCCCGGCGGCUACCUUGAGCUCAACGAAGUCGACGCGCUCCCCACAUCCGACGACGGCACCCUCACAGAGGACUGCAACCUCAUGAAGAGCUUUAACCUGUGGGCCGAGGGCCUCGCGGCGCUCGGAUCGCCCUUUGAGAAGUUCGCCCGCAUGGAGGGCGUCCUCGAGGAGGCCGGCUUCGAAGACGUCCACGUCCAGCGGUUCAAGUGGCCGACCAACAGCUGGCCCAAGGCCGCGAAGCACAGGGAGCUCGGCAUCUGGAACCACGAGAACCUCGCGCCCAAUCUGGAGGGGAUGUUCCUGGCGUCCUACACGCGGGGCCUCGGCUGGACCAGGGAGGAGGUCACGGCAAUGAUGACGAAGGCGCGAGAGGACUUUGCUGACCGGAACAUCCACGCCUACUUCAACAUCUGGUCCAUCUAUGGAAGGAAGCCCGCCCAAGUAGAGGAAAACCAGACAACGACUGACUGA
Molecule: messenger RNA, 1077 nt
Organism: Colletotrichum graminicola M1.001
Lineage: Eukaryota; Fungi; Ascomycota; Sordariomycetes; Glomerellales; Glomerellaceae
Product: methyltransferase domain-containing protein
Exons: 9
Coding region: 1-1077 (358 amino acids)
Molecular function (GO): methyltransferase activity
Source: RefSeq, a predicted model, not a curated record